AUGGCGCCAAGGAUAAAGCCGAAGGCUGCAACAAAGAAGGCUCCUCUGCUUCUUGAAUCCCGACUGCAGCGUCUAUUCACCUCUCUCUGUGCCCAGAUUGACGGAGGACACUUUGUCAACGCGCUCAAGACUUGUGACAAAAUAUUGACUCUUGCUCCUGAUGAUCCCGAUGCCCUACAGACCAAGCUGUUCCUUCUCCUUCAGACAGAGCGUUACGAUGCAGCGCUUGACCUACCAGGAUGCGAUGGAUUUGAGAAAGCCUAUGCGCUGUAUAGGAUGCAGAAGGGGGAUGAGGCACGAGAAGUGUUGAAGGAGGUAACAGGCGAUGCUGAGAGAGGCGCGAUGCAUUUGGAGGCUCAGCUCAACUACCGAAAUGGAGAAUUCGCUACGGCAGUGGAUCUAUAUACCGCCCUUCUCGACUCGGCUGACCCUGCAUCCGAGGAGCAUACCGACAUCCUCACCAAUCUCUCUGCAGCCCAACUGCACCUGGAUUUCCUCCUUCAAGAUACUGCCUCUUUCUCGCAACUACUUCCUCCCUCUAUCGCGUCCUCACUAGAGAGCGGGCCGCCUCCAGCUAUAGCGUCGUCGUCUAUUGCCUCUACUGUCCACGUAUCGACGACGCAGCCCAUUCCAACGACAAAGAAAGUACGGACGUCGCGUGUUCCGAAGGGUAUAACACCUGGUGUGUCUCCGGCACCAGACCCAGAGCGAUGGCUGAAGAAGAGCGAGCGGUCCACAUAUCAGCAGAGCAAAAAGAAAGGGAGGGGCGGCGGGGGCGGCGGUGCGACCCAGGGAUUGACAGAACCCGCUACUGGAGGGGGCGGUGGCAGCAGCAACAAUGGGGGUGGAGCAGGAAAGAAGAAAGGGAAAAAGAAAUAA
Messenger RNA from Desarmillaria tabescens, 879 nucleotides. RefSeq lists its product as uncharacterized. Gene Ontology annotation, cellular component: signal recognition particle, endoplasmic reticulum targeting. Gene Ontology annotation, molecular function: protein binding; ribosome binding; 7S RNA binding. Lineage: Eukaryota; Fungi; Basidiomycota; Agaricomycetes; Agaricales; Physalacriaceae. The transcript has 3 exons. The record is from RefSeq and is a predicted model, not a curated record. The coding region runs from base 1 to 879 and encodes 292 amino acids. Gene Ontology annotation, biological process: SRP-dependent cotranslational protein targeting to membrane.